Messenger RNA from Anopheles marshallii, 1860 nucleotides. It is a transcript of the gene Pgant1, whose product is annotated as polypeptide N-acetylgalactosaminyltransferase 1. The coding region runs from base 1 to 1860 and encodes 619 amino acids. The transcript has 5 exons. The record is from RefSeq and is a predicted model, not a curated record. Gene Ontology annotation, cellular component: Golgi apparatus. NCBI's taxonomy places the organism in Eukaryota, Metazoa, Arthropoda, Insecta, Diptera, Culicidae.
AUGUUCUUUCGCGGAGGACUCAGCAUACGGCGCAAUCUGUAUACGCGCGUCGCGCUGCUGCUGGUGCUCGGGCUGUUCGUGUUGUUCUACUUCAAAAACCUAAAUGGUUCACCAAACUCCCUCGGGAGUUCCCUCGAGCAGGCUAAACCGUUGCCACAGAUUGCGCAGCAUGUGAACGGGUUGGAGUUGCUGGCGGCCGCUGAGGCGGCGGCCAGUGGUACGGUGAACAAGGGCAACCUACUGCCCGCACAGACGGGCGAUGCACUGUUCGAGCGGCUGGUGUUGGCUGAUCUUGCCAAACAGCGACCCGGGCUCGGUAACAACGGUGAGGGCGUUGAGCUGACCGGCGAUGCGAAGGAAAUUGGCGAAAAGCAGCUGGCCACGAUCGCGCUAAACGAGGAGCUUAGUGAACAUUUAAGCUACAACCGUACGCCCCCGGACGGGCGUCAUCCGUCCUGCAAGCGGAAACACUAUGACCUGACCAGCCUACCGUCGACGAGCGUCAUCAUCAUCUUCUACAACGAGCCCUACUCGGUGCUGCUGCGUACGGUUCACAGCGUGCUGAAUACGGCCGACGGCCGGCUUCUGCGUGAGAUCAUUCUGGUCGACGAUGGUAGCACCAACGUGGAGUUGAAGGGAAAGCUCGACUACUACGUCCGAACCCGGCUCCCGGCGAAGGUGAAGGUGCUCCGGCAACGACAACGUGUCGGAUUGAUACGGGCACGGUUGGCUGGAGCCCGGUUGGCUAAGGCCGAUGUACUAGUCUUCCUGGAUGCACACUGUGAGUGUAUGGUGCAGUGGCUGGAACCACUGCUCGAGCGGAUCAAGGAGUCGCCCACGAGCGUCCUGGUGCCGAUCAUUGAUGUGAUCGAGGCGAAAAAUUUCUACUACAGCACGAAUGAUUACAACGAUUUUCAGAUCGGUGGAUUCACAUGGGACGGACACUUUGAUUGGCAUGAUGUGACGAAGCGGGAACGGACACGGCAGAAGCACGAAUGUCCGGAGAAGGAUCUUGAGAUCUGUCCCACGUAUAGCCCGACGAUGGCUGGUGGUUUGUUUGCGAUUUCGCGCGACUAUUUCUGGGACAUUGGCAGUUACGAUGAGCAGAUGGAUGGUUGGGGUGGUGAAAAUCUCGAAAUGUCAUUCCGUGUGUGGCAGUGCGGUGGUACCCUGGAGACAAUCCCAUGCUCCCGUAUUGGGCACAUAUUCCGAGACUUUCAUCCUUAUUCUUUCCCGAAUGAUCGUGAUACGCACGGUAUCAAUACGGUACGGAUGGCGAUCGUUUGGAUGGAUGAUUAUGUGGAGCUGCUGUAUCUAAAUCGACCCGAUCUGAGAGAUCAUCCCGAACUGGGCGACGUUACACACCGGAAAGUGUUACGUGAAAAGCUACACUGCAAAAGCUUCGAUUGGUACAUGAAAAACGUGUAUCCGGAGAAGUUUAUCCCAACGCGGAAUGUGCUUGCGUUCGGUAGGUUAGCAUCGCAAGCGGACAAUCUCUGUCUCGAUACGCUGCAGCAAAACGCCGAAAAACCGUGGAACCUUGGCAUUUACACCUGCUUCAAACCGGAAGUAUCGGCGUCACAAUUGUUUUCGCUAACGAAACGUAGCGUACUGCGAAACGAGCGUAGCUGUGCAACGGUGCAGGCCAGCAAGUCAGAGUCGAAGUUUGUUGUGAUGAUUCCGUGCAUCGACGACGAUGAUAUCGAUGAUACGUGGGAAUUUACCGAGCAUCGGCAGCUGCGCCAUAAACAGUCGGGACUGUGUUUGGAUAGCAGUGAUCUAUCGACGAAAAGUUAUGUCCAUGUGGCGACGUGUCACCCGGGAAUCAAAACACAAAAGUGGGAAUUCCAGCAUCAGUAG